This is a messenger RNA of Pelobates cultripes (western spadefoot toad), 209 nucleotides long. NCBI's taxonomy places the organism in Eukaryota, Metazoa, Chordata, Amphibia, Anura, Pelobatidae. The record is from the annotation of a GenBank genome assembly.
AUGGAUCAAAGCUUCACCAUGGCAGAUGCUCCAACGACAACUGGUGAUGAAAAGACCAGGAUAGUUUGUGAGAGACUCGCAUUCUUCAGGCCAAAUCCCUCUAUAGAACUGGUACAGCAAACGAUAGCCCAAGUGAAGGCCGAGAUGCAAGAAGCCAGAGCUAAGCGACAGGCAAACCGAGAGCACGAGCUCAACCUGCUCAGAGCACA